AGCACAGCCAGCCUCGGCACACAGACGUUGUACGAGCCUCACCGUGUGAACACUAACCAUGGCUGAAGGAGGAGAAGGCGAGGAUGAAAUCCAGUUCUUGCGUACUGAUGAUGAAGUGGUCUUACAAUGCUCAGCUACAAUCCACAAGGAGCAACAAAAACUUUGUCUUGCUGCUGAAGGCUUUGGGAACAGACUCUGCUUCCUCGAGUCCAUUUCAAACUCCAAGAAUGUACCUCCAGAUCUGUCAAUCUGCACUUUUGUGCUGGAGCAGUCACUGUCUGUACGAGCCCUGCAGGAGAUGCUGGCCAACACCCAAGAGAACGCGGAUGGGAUGGCCCAGGGAGGAGGUCAUAGGACUCUACUGUACGGACACGCUGUGCUCCUGCGACACUCCUACAGUGGAAUGUACCUGUGUUGCCUGUCCACCUCGCGUUCAUCCACAGACAAACUGGCUUUUGACGUGGGGCUGCAGGAAGAUACCACAGGCGAGGCAUGCUGGUGGACCAUCCAUCCAGCAUCAAAGCAGCGCUCAGAGGGAGAAAAGGUUAGAGUGGGAGAUGAUCUCAUCCUGGUCAGCGUCUCCUCUGAAAGAUAUCUGCACCUGUCCUAUGGUAAUGGCAGUCUCCAUGUCGAUGCAGCCUUCCAGCAGACACUGUGGAGUGUGGCUCCCAUCUGUUCUGGGAGUGAAGUAGCACAAGGUUUCCUUAUUGGAGGAGAUGUUCUGCGCCUACUUCACGGUCACAUGGACGAGUGCCUAACAGUUCCUUCUGGGGAGCAUGGAGAUGAGCAAAGGCGGACAGUGCAUUACGAAGGCGGAGCAGUGUCCUGUCAUGCCAGGUCACUGUGGAGGCUGGAGACACUGCGAGUCGUGUGGAGUGGGAGUCAUAUCCGUUGGGGUCAGCCAUUCAGACUGAGACAUGUGACCACAGGGAAGUAUCUGAGCAUGGUAGAAGACAAGUCUCUGUUGCUGAUGGACAAAGAGAAAGCUGAUGUCAAGUCUACAGCCUUCUGCUUCAGGUCUUCCAAGGAAAAGCUGGACCUGGGUGUGAGGAAGGAUGUGGAUGGGAUGGGGACUCCUGACAUAAAGUAUGGUGACUCUGUGUGUUACAUUCAACAUGUUGACACCUGUCUGUGGCUUACUUACCAGACUGUUGAUGCCAAGUGUGCACGCAUGGGUGGAGUACAGAGAAAGGCAAUCAUGCAUCAUGAGGGGCACAUGGAUGAUGGGCUGACACUAUCGCGAUCACAGCACGAGGAGAGCCGCACUGCAAGGGUCAUCCGCAGUACUGUCUUCCUGUUCAACUGCUUCAUCAGGGGUCUGGACAUACUAAGAAAGAAAGGAAGGAGCUUUACUUUGGAUCUGCCAAUAGACUCAGUUAGCCUGAGCCUCCAGGAUCUAAUUGGUUACUUCCAACCGCCUGGAGAUCACCUAGAACAUGAAGACAAGCAGAACCGACUGCGAGCUCUGAAGAACCGUCAGAACCUCUUUCAGGAAGAGGGGAUGAUCAGCCUGGUCUUGGAGUGCAUUGAUCGGCUUCACGUCUACAGUAGUGCAGCUCAUUUUGCGGAGGCAGUUGGAAAGGAGGCUGGAGAGGCCUGGAGCGCCAUUCUCAACUCCCUGUACCAGCUACUGGCUGCACUCAUCAGAGGGAACAGGAAGAACUGUGCCCAGUUCUCUGGUUCACUGGACUGGCUCAUUAGCAGACUGGAGCGACUGGAGGCUUGCUCUGGUAUAUUGGAGGUGCUUCACUGUGUACUGGUGGAGAGUCCUGAAGCACUUAACAUAAUCAAAGAGGAACAUAUCAAGUCUAUCAUAUCUCUGUUGGACAAACAUGGUCGGAACCACAAGGUUCUAGACGUGCUAUGUUCAUUGUGUGUGUGUCACGGCGUGGCAGUGCGCUCUAACCAGCACCUGAUCUGUGACAACCUGCUGCCAGGAAGAGAUUUAUUACUGCAGACCCGCCUGAUCAACCACAUAAGCAGCAUGCGUCCCAACAUCUUUUUGGGCGUCAGUGAGGGCUCUGCCCAGUACAGGAAGUGGUACUACGAGCUGAUUGUGGAUCAGGUUUUGCCAUUUGUCACAGCAGAGGCCACUCACCUGAGGGUGGGUUGGGGCAACACCAAUGGCUAUGCACCGUACCCCAGUGGAGGAGAGGGGUGGGGAGGCAACGGGGUGGGUGAUGACCUCUAUUCCUAUGGCUUUGAUGGACUCCAUCUUUGGUCAGGCUGCAUUGCGCGGACUGUUAGCUCACCCAAUCAGCGUCUCCUUCGAUCAGAGGAUGUGGUGAGCUGCUGCCUGGACCUCAGUGUGCCCAGUAUCUCCUUCAGAAUCAAUGGCCAGCCGGUUCAGGGCAUGUUUGAGAACUUCAACUCUGAUGGCCUUUUCUUCCCAGUGGCGAGCUUCUCUGCUGGGGUCAAGGUGCGAUUUCUCCUUGGUGGGCGUCAUGGCGAGUUUAAGUUCCUCCCUCCUCCCGGUUAUGCCCCUUGCUAUGAAGCAGUGUUGCCCAGGGAGAAGCUGAAACUGGAGGCUAGUCAGGAUCAGACUGCCACCAGAGACCUGCUGGGACCCACUGUCACUUUGAGCCAGGCAGCAUUCACCCCGAUACCUGUAGACACCAGCCAGAUUAUUUUGCCACCUCACUUGGAAAGGAUCAGAGAAAAACUAGCAGAAAACAUCCAUGAACUCUGGGUGAUGAACAAGAUAGAAUUAGGCUGGAUCUAUGGUGCAGUGCGGGAUGAUAAUAAGCGGCAGCACCCAUGUCUGGUGGAGUUCUCCAAGCUUCCUGAACAGGAACGAAGCUACAAUCUACAGAUGUCUCUGGAAACUCUCAAAACUCUCCUGGCUCUGGGUUGCCAUGUUGGCCUAGCAGAUGAACACGCUGUAGAGAAAGUCAAGAACAUGAAACUUUCAUCAACCUAUGAGUUAUCCAGUGGUUAUAAACCUGCUCCUCUGGAUCUGAGUCACAUCAAAUUGACCUCCACCCAGGAAGCUAUGGUGGACAAGCUAGCUGAGAAUGCACACAAUGUUUGGGCAAGAGAUCGCAUCCGCCAGGGCUGGACCUAUGGCAUACAACAGGAUGUAAAGAACCGUAGAAACCCUCGUCUGGUCCCCUACACUCUGCUGGAUGAGAGAACCAAAAAGUCCAACAAAGACAGUCUGAGAGAGGCUGUCAGGACUCUCCUGGGAUAUGGAUACAAUCUUGAAGCUCCUGACCAAGACCAUGCAGCUGAAUCUGGCUUGAGUAACAUGUCGGCUGAGAGGUUCCGCAUUUUCAGAGCAGAAAAAACAUACUGUGUUAAUACUGGGAAGUGGUACUUUGAGCUGGAGGUUCUAACAGCUGGAGAGAUGAGGGUCGGCUGGGCCAGGCCAGGAUGUCUACCAGACCAGGAACUGGGCUCUGAUGAUCAGGCAUUUGUCUUUGAUGGCUUCAAGGUGCAGCGCUGGCACCAAGGUAAUGAACACUUUGGGCGAGCCUGGCAGAUAGGAGAUGUGGUGGGCUGCAUGGUGGAUCUGAAUGAGCACACCAUGAUGUUCACACUGAAUGGAGAAGUGCUGCUGGAUGAUUCUGGAUCAGAGCUGGCCUUCAAGGACUUUGAUGUCGGUGAAGGUUUUAUACCAGUUUGCAGCCUGGGUGUGUGUCAGGCUGGGAGAAUGAACUUUGGUAAAGAUGUCAGCACUUUAAAGUACUUCACCAUUUGUGGCCUACAAGAAGGCUAUGAGCCUUUUGCUGUUAACAUGAACCGGGAUGUCACCAUGUGGGUUAGCAAGAGGCUCCCUCAGUUUGUACCAGUACCCCCCCACCACCAACACAUCGAGGUGACGAGGAUAGACGAGACAACAGAGUCAUGUCCAUGCCUGAAGGUCACUCAGAAGUCCUUUGGCUCACAGAACAGCUACUCCGACAUUACCUUCUACAGACUUAGCAUGCCCAUAGAAUGUGCCGAAACCAGGUGCCCACCAAACGGCAGCCUCUUCUCACCAAAGAGGGAGUUGGAGGACUUUGAAAAUGUGUCAGACUUUGAGGUCCUGAUGAAGUCAUCUCACAGUCAUAAUGGUCCCAACGGACCCGAGAGAGAUGAAUUCAACAACCACAAAGAUUAUAACCAGGAGAAGCCCUCCAAGCUCAAACAGCGGUUGACGCUGAAGAGAAACAAGCCAGACAACAGCUGUCCCUCAUCUGCUCGUGUAUCGGAGGAGGUGAUGGCUGAUGACAGAGUUAGCGCUGAUUUCCUCAUGCAAGCCUCCACUUACUACUAUUCAGUGCGGAUCUUCCCAGGUCAGGAGCCCAGCAGUGUUUGGGUAGGCUGGGUGACUUCUGACUUCCAUCAGUACGACCCGUGCUUUGAGCUGCACAAGGUCCGGACUGUCACGGUUACCCUGGGAGAUGAAAAAGGCAAAGUUCAUGAGAGCAUAAAGCGCAGCAACUGUUACAUGGUGUGGGGUGGAGAAAGCAGCAGCCCCAGUCAGGGGAGGAACAACGGCUUAGAGAUUGGCUGUCUGGUUGACACUACAAACGGUCUGCUGACAUUCACAGCCAAUGGCAAAGAACUCAGCACAUACUACCAGGUGGAACCCAGUACUAAGCUCUUCCCUGCAGUCUUUGCAAAGGCCACAAGUCCUAAUGUCUUCCAGUUUGAACUGGGUCAUAUUAAGAAUGUGAUGCCUCUAUCAGCUGGUCUGUUUAAGAGUGAGAAGAAGAACCCAGUUUCCCAGUGUCCUCCACGGCUACACGUACAGUUUCUUACUCCUGUUUCAUGGAGUCGCGUUUCCAACCACUUCCUUAAGGUCUCAGUAUCCAGAGCAAAUGAUCGACAUGGCUGGCUGGUGCAGUGUAACAAACCUCUGCAGUUCAUGUCUCUGCACAUACCUGAGGAGAACAGGUCGUUGGAUAUCCUAGAACUGUCAGAGCAGAAGGACUUAUUAAAGUUUCACUACCAUACCCUCAGACUGUACUCUGCCAUCUGUGCUCUGGGAAACAACCGAGUAGCUCAUGCCCUCUGCUCCCACGUGGAUGAGGCACAGCUCCUUUACGCUAUAGAGAAUAAAUAUAUGCCAGGUCUUCUUCGUGCUGGCUACUAUGACCUCCUCAUCGACAUCCACCUGAGCAGCUAUGCUACAGCUCGCCUCAUGAUGAACAACGAGUACAUUGUUCCCAUGACGAAUGACACAAAGAGCAUCACUCUGUUUCCAAAUGAAAAGAAGAAACAUGGCCUGCCAGGCAUUGGACUCAGCACCUCUUUGAGACCCAGAAUGCACUUCACAUCCCCAAAUUUUGUAUCCAGGCCCAGACCAUCGUGCUCUAACAACGGCAACAGUGGAUCAGGAGAUUGUUUCCAGUACAGCCCUGAAUUCCCCUUACAUAUACUGAAAGUGAAAACCAUUGAGAUGUUGACAGAGGCAGUACGGGAGGGAAGCAUGCACGUACGGGACCCAGUAGGAGGAAGCACUGAGUUUCUAUUUGUUCCACUCAUCAAGCUGUUAUAUACUAUGCUCAUCAUGGGCGUUUUCCAAAACGGAGAUCUGAAGAAUAUCCUCCGACUGAUUGAACCUUCUGUGUUCUGCGAACGACGCAAUGAGCAGGAUGCACGUUGCAUGGAGUUGGAGGUCCUAAAGAAGGGUGAAGCCGAAGGAGGAGGAAAGGAGGGGGUGCUGAAUGUCCCCAAAGAAGGACUAUUAGAGAUGAAGCUGCCAGAGCCUGUAAAACUCCAGAUGUGUCAUGUGCUACAGUACCUGUGUGACUGUCAGGUGCGCCAUCGUAUCGAGGCAGUGGUGGCCUUCUCUGAUGACUUUGUGGCUUGCCUCCAAGAAAACCAACGAUUUCGUUACAAUGAGGUGAUGCUGGCACUCAACAUGUCUGCAGCCCUUACUGCCAAGAAGACCAAAGAGUUCAGAUCUCCCCCACAGGAACAGAUCAACAUGCUGUUAAACUUUAAGGAUGAGAAGCAGGAGUGUCCCUGUCCUGAAUACAUCCGAGAACAGCUGCUAGACUUCCAUGAAGAUCUGAUGAGGCACUGUGGUAUAGAGUUGGAUGAGGAGAGAGGCAUAAGCUGUGACAGUGACUUCACCAUACGAGGUCGACUCAUGUCACUGGUGGAGAAAGUGGCUUAUCUAAAGAAGAAGAUGGCCAACCUGCCAAAGGAAAAAAAAGACAGGAAACCCAGUACCUUACAGCAGCUCAUUUCUGAUACGAUGGUGCGCUGGGCUCAGGAGUCAGUUAUAGAGGAUCCAGAGCUGGUCAGAGCUAUGUUCGUCCUACUUCACCGCCAGUAUGAUGGCAUUGGUGGACAGGUGCGGGCUCUUCCUAAAACCUACACUAUAAACUCAGUAUCAAUCGAGGACACCAUCAACCUGUUAGCGGCUCUCGGUCAGAUCAGAUCUCUGCUGAGUGUGCGCAUGGGAAGAGAGGAGGAGAAACUGAUGAUCAGAGGCCUGGGAGAUAUCAUGAACAACAAAGUGUUUUACCAACAUCCUAACCUGAUGAGAGCGUUGGGAAUGCACGAGACUGUUAUGGAGGUCAUGGUCAAUGUGCUCAGUGGAGGAGACUCCAAGGAAAUCACCUUUCCAAAAAUGGUGGCCAACUGUUGUCGUUUUCUAUGUUACUUCUGUCGAAUCAGCCGUCAGAACCAGAAAGCCAUGUUUGACCAUCUGAGUUAUCUGCUGGAGAACAGCAGUGUUGGCCUGGCAUCUCCAUCUAUGCGAGGAUCCACUCCCCUGGAUGUGGCUGCAGCAUCAGUCAUGGAUAAUAAUGAGCUUGCCCUUGCUUUAAGAGAGCCAGACCUGGAGAAGGUGGUGCAAUAUCUAGCUGGGUGUGGGCUGCAGAGCUGUGUGAUGCUGGUCCGUAAGGGAUACCCUGACAUUGGCUGGAACCCUGUGGAGGGGGAACGAUACCUUGACUUCCUGCGCUUUGCUGUCUUCUGCAAUGGUGAAAGUGUGGAGGAGAAUGCCAAUGUUGUGGUAAGGCUCCUUAUUCGUCGACCAGAAUGUUUUGGCCCGGCUCUUCGAGGUGAAGGCGGUGACGGGUUAUUGGCAGCAAUGGAGGAGGCCAUUAAAAUCUCUCAGGAUCCCUCCAGAGAUGGUCCGUCUCCUAUGUCUGAGAGCAGCAAGGCACUUGACAUGCCAGGGGAAGAGGAAGAUGAUACUAUUCACAUGGGAAAUGCCAUCAUGACCUUCUACGCUGCUCUCAUUGACCUGCUGGGCCGCUGUGCUCCAGAGAUGCAUCUGAUCCAUGCUGGUAAAGGUGAAGCUAUCCGUAUCAGAGCCAUUUUGAGGUCUCUUAUUCCUAUUGAAGACUUGGUGGGAGUCAUCAGUAUUCCAUUCUCUAUGCCUAACCUGGCUAAAGAUGGGUUGGUUGUGGAGCCGGACAUGUCAGCAGGUUUCUGCCCAGACCACAAAGCAGCCAUGGUGCUGUUCCUGGACCGUGUCUAUGGUAUAGAAGACCAGAAUUUUCUUCUCCACCUUUUGGAGGUUGGGUUCUUACCAGACCUGAGGUCUGCUGCCUCUCUGGACACUGUUGCUCUGAGUGCCACAGACAUGGCACUGGCACUCAACAGGUAUCUGUGUACAGCAGUGCUGCCUCUCCUGACUAAAUGUGCGCCACUGUUUGCGGGGACGGAGCCGUUCGCCUCACUAAUUGACUCCCUGCUUCAUACGGUUUAUCGCCUGUCCAAAGGCUGCUGCCUCACCAAAGCUCAGAGGGACUCCAUAGAGGAGUGUCUGCUUGCUGUUUGUGGUAAGCUAAGGCCUUCAAUGAUGCAGCACCUACUCAGGAGGCUGGUGUUUGAUGUUCCUCUACUUAAUGAGCACACCAAGAUGCCUCUGAAGCUGUUGACCAAUCACUACGAGCGUUGCUGGAAGUACUACUGUUUGGCUGGAGGUUGGGGCAAUUUUGGAGUAGCAUCAGAUGAAGAGCUGCACCUCUCUAGGAAAAUGUUCUGGGGAAUAUUUGAUGCCCUGUCCCACAAGCAGUACGACCAGGAGCUAUUUAAACUGGCGCUGCCAUGUCUUAGUGCUGUGGCUGGAGCUCUUCCUCCAGAGUAUAUGGAGUCCAACUACAUGGCCAUGAUGGAGAAACAGUCGUCUAUGGACUCAGAAGGAAACUUCACACCACAGCCUGCAGACACCACCAAUGUGACUGUUCCAGAGAAACUGGAUUAUUUUAUAACCAGAUAUGCAGAGCACAUCCAUGAGAAGUGGUGUAUAGAAAAGUUUUCCAAUGGCUGGUCAUAUGGAGACCAGAUGUGUGAAAUCAGCAAGAACCAUCCACUCCUGAAACCAUACAAAAGCCUGUCUGAAAAGGAUAAAGAGACGUACUGCUGGCCCAUCAGAGAGUCUCUGAAGACCAUGCUUUCAUGGGGUUGGAGCAUUGACAGGAUCAGAGAGGGAGACUCUGUCAACCUUCACAACAAGCCCAGAAGGAUAUCACAGGCCAGUCAGCUUUCUUUUGAAGGAGCUUCGGCUUUCAGUCCAAGACCCACUGAUAUGAGUAAUGUGACAUUGUCCAGAGACUUGCAGUCAAUGGCAGAGCUGCUUGCAGAGAAUUAUCAUAAUAUCUGGGCCAGGAAAAAGAAACUGGAGCUGGAAGCCAGAGGUGGAGGAAACCACCCACUGCUGGUUCCUUACGACACAUUGACUGCCAAAGAAAAAUCCAAAGACAGAGAAAAAGCACAAGAUAUCCUUAAGUUCCUCCAAAUCAAUGGUUACAUUGUGUCCAGAGGUGUGCAGUCACAGGAGCUAGACACUCCUGCCAUAGAGAAACGAUUUGCCUACACCUUUCUCCAGCAGAUCAUCACCUAUGUGGACCAGGCACACCAACACAUGAUGGAGUUUGAUGUGGGAACACGACCAAAGGGAGAGAAGAUUCCUCAUGAGCAGCAGAUCAAGUUCUUUGGAAAGGUCGUCCUGCCGUUGGUGGAUCAGUACUUUAAAAACCACAGGCUGUACUUCUUGUCCACGGCCAUCCAUCCCAUCUGCAGUGGUGGCCAUGCCUCUAACAAGGAGAAGGAAAUGGUGACCAGUCUUUUCUGCAAACUGGGAGUUCUUGUCAGACAUAGGAUAUCCUUGUUUGGGAACAAUGCCACUUCCAUUGUCAACUGUCUGCAGAUACUGGGACAAAGCCUGGAUGCCAGGACAGUGAUGAAGACGGGCCUGGAGUCAGUGAAGGCGGCUUUACGGUCAUACUUCGACAGCGCAGCGAAGGAUCUGGAGAAGACUCAGGAGAACCUGAAGCUCGGUCAGUUCACUCACAGCAGGGACCAACCACGAGGAGCAACUCAGAUCAUCAACUACACCACCUUCGCCCUGCUCCCCGUCCUCUCCUCACUGUUUGAACACAUUGGACAGAACAUGUUUGGAGAAGACCUCAUUUUGGGUGAUGUCCAGGUUUCCUGCUACAGAAUCCUUAACAGCCUCUUCCUUCUGGGAACCAACAAAAGCAUCUAUGUUGAGAGACAACGUCCAGCAAUGGGAAAGUGUUUAGCAGCCUUCGCAGCAGCAUUCCCUGUUGCCUUUCUUGAGCCUCACAUGAACAAGUUUAACAGCUUUUCCAUCUAUAACAGCAAAGGAAGCAAAGACAGAGCAGCUCUAGGCCUUCCUGGGCAGGUUGGGGAGGUUUGUUCACUGAUCCCCAAUUUGGAGAAGUCUUUGGAGGAAAUUGUAGAGCUAGCAGAGUCCGGCAUGAAGUACACACAGAUGCCUCAUGUUAUGGAGGUGGUCUUGCCGAUGUUGUGCAGCUAUAUGUCUCACUGGUGGGAACAUGGACCGGAAAGCGACCCAGACAAAGCCAACAACUGCUGCACCUCUGUGACCUCUGAAUACAUGAACACUCUGCUGGGAAACAUUCUCAAGAUCAUCUACAACAACCUGGGAAUAGAUGAGGGCGCCUGGAUGAAGAGACUGGCUGUCUUCUCCCAGCCAAUUAUCAGCAAAGCCAAACCUCAGCUGUUAAAGACCCACUUCUUGCCCUUGAUGGAGAAACUCAAAAAAAAAGCAGCUGUUGUGCUGAUGGAUGAAGAACAUAGCAAGGCGGAGGGGAGGGGUGAGAUGUCAGAGACAGAGCUUCUCAUCAUGGACCAAUUUACUAUCCUGGUCAGAGACCUGUAUGCCUUCUACCCUCUCCUCAUACGAUUCGUUGACUACAACAGGGCCAGAUGGCUUAAAGAGUCCAAUCCAGAGGCAGAGGAGCUGUUCCGAAUGGUGGCUGAGGUUUUUAUCUUCUGGGCCAAGUCUCACAACUUCAAGAGAGAAGAGCAGAACUUUGUGGUCCAGAAUGAAAUUAACAACAUGUCCUUCCUUAUCACUGACACCAAGUGCAAGAUGUCAAAGGGAAUAGUUUCAGACCAGGAGAGGAAGAAGAUGAAGAGAAAAGGUGAUCGAUACUCGAUGCAGACAAGUUUGAUUGUUGCUACUCUAAAGCGCCUGCUGCCCGUGGGACUCAACAUUUGUGCUCCAGGAGAACAAGAGCUUAUCGCACUGGCUAAGAACCGCUUCACUCAGAAAGACACAGAGGACGAAGUUCGAGAGGUCAUCAGGAACAACCUACAUUUACAAGGAAAGUCAGAGGACCCAGCAAUUCGUUGGCAGAUGGCUCUGUACAGAGACCUCCCAAACCACUAUGAGGAUACUACUGACCCAGAGAAGACUGUGGAGAGAAUCCUGGAUAUUGGUCAUGUCCUCUUCCACCUGGAGCAGGUGGAGCAUCCUCAGCGCAGUAAGAAGGCUGUGUGGCACAAACUGCUUUAAUUUGAAGAUAAACUCAUAGAAGACCUCGCUAAACCAGGUGAACAGGAGCCAUCUGAGGAAGAGGAGGGGCAGAAACACAAACACAUAGAUCCCCUGCAUCAGCUCAUCCAGCUGUUCAGCAGAACAGCCCUAACAGAAAAAUGUAAACUGGAUGAGGAUCAUCUCUACAUGGUCACGAACCUCAUGGCUAAGAGUUGCCAUGAUGAAGAGGAUGACGAUGGAGAAGUGAAGAGUUUUGAAGAAAAAGAGAUGGAGAAGCAGAAGCUGUUGUAUCAGCAGGCUCGGCUGCACGACCGUGGCGCUGCUGAGAUGGUGCUCCAAACCAUCAGUGCUAGUAAAGGUAAGUCUUGCCUAUCGCCCCCUACUCUUUACUUUGUAAAAGGUUUUGUCAUCACCCUGGGUGGACAGCCAGUGCACUACAGCUGCUGGCUACAGUGGGACCUCACGGGGCCUCCUCCUCCGGGCCCGGACAAGCCAACUUGCUGCCAGCUGCGGCUGCCACACCAGCUCCUGCGGCGCCAGAAAAUGUUAGAUUAUUUGAAGGACAAGAAGGACGUGGGCUUCUUUCAGAGUCUGGCUGGUCUCAUGCAGUCAUGCAGUGUUCUGGAUCUAAAUGCAUUUGAGAGGCAAAAUAAAGCAGAGGGACUGGGAAUGGUGACAGAGGAAGGAUCAGGUGAGAAGGUCAUGCAGGAUGAUGAGUUCACUUGUGACCUUUUCCGCUUCCUGCAGCUGCUCUGUGAAGGACACAACUCAGACUUUCAGAACUACUUGAGGACUCAAACGGGGAACAACACAACCGUUAACAUCAUUAUCUCCACUGUUGACUACCUUCUAAGAGUUCAGGAGUCCAUCAGUGAUUUCUACUGGUAUUAUUCUGGGAAAGAUGUGAUUGAUGAGCAGGGCCAGCGGAAUUUCUCCAAGGCAAUAAAUGUGGCCAAGCAGGUUUUCAAUACCCUCACUGAGUACAUCCAGGGUCCAUGCACCGGCAACCAGCAGAGUUUAGCCCAUAGUCGACUGUGGGAUGCUGUGGUCGGCUUUCUACAUGUUUUUGCUCACAUGCAGAUGAAAUUGUCUCAGGACUCCAGUCAGAUCGAGUUACUGAAGGAACUGAUGGAUCUGCAGAAAGACAUGGUGGUUAUGCUGCUGUCUAUGUUAGAGGGUAAUGUGGUGAAUGGGACCAUUGGAAAGCAGAUGGUGGAUAUGUUGGUUGAGUCCUCCAACAAUGUAGAGAUGAUCCUGAAGUUCUUCGACAUGUUCCUGAAACUGAAGGACCUGACCUCCUCAGAUGGGUUCAAGGAAUAUGACCCUGACGGAAAAGGUGUCAUCUCCAAGAGGGACUUUCAUAAGGCCAUGGAGAGCCAUAAACACUACACCCAGUCAGAGACGGAGUACCUGCUGUCAUGUGCUGAACCUGAUGAGAAUGAACUUCUUGACUAUGAAGAGUUUGUGGAGCGCUUUCAUGAGCCAGCCAAGGACAUUGGCUUCAACGUGGCGGUUUUGCUGACCAACCUGUCAGAGCACAUGCCUCAUGACACCCGGCUGCAGACUUUCCUGGAGUUGGCAGAAAGUGUCCUCAAUUACUUCCAACCAUACCUAGGCCGUAUCGAGAUCAUGGGAAGUGCAAAGCGGAUCGAGAGAGUCUACUUUGAGAUCAGCGAGUCCAGUCGUACACAGUGGGAAAAACCUCAGGUAAAGGAAUCCAAGCGUCAGUUCAUCUUUGAUGUGGUGAAUGAAGGAGGGGAGAAAGAGAAGAUGGAGCUGUUUGUGAAUUUCUGUGAGGACACCAUAUUUGAAAUGCAGCUGGCGGCUCAGAUGUCUGACGCUGGCGAGCGCUCGGCGAUGAAAGAGGAGAGCGAGCGUGAGAAGCCAGAUGAGGAGAGCCCCGAUGUGGGUUUCUUUUCUGUCACCACUGUCUACAUGGCACUACUAGCACUUCGAUACAACAUCAUGCUGCUAAUAAAGGUACUGUCCGUGAAGAGCUUAAAGAAGCAAAUGAAGAAGAUAAAGAACAUGACUGUGAAGGACAUGGUAACCACCCUGGUCUCCACCUACUGGUCGGUGUUGUUGGGGCUCCUCCAUGUGGCAUUCAAUGUGGCUCGAGGAUUUUGCAGAAUCUUCUACAACACUUUCAUUGGAGAAAACCUGGUGGAGGGGGCCAAGACCAUAAAGGUGUCAGAGCUGUUGGCCAAUAUGCCAGACCCUACUCAGGACGAGGUACGCGGUGAGGGGGAGAACAGGGAGAAAAGAUCAUCUGAUCACAGCUCAACCGGGGAAGACUUGGCUGACCUGACAGUCAAUACCAGUGAGACAGAGCUGCUGUCAGACAUUUUUGGUCUGGACUUAAGAAGGGAAGGGGGCCAGUACAAAAUCACCCCCCAUAACCCCAAUGCCAGCUUUACUGAACUUCUCAACUCCCCGGUUCCCCUUCCAACUCCAUCUACAGCACCCCAACCUGAAGUCAGAUGGAGACAUCAGUCAAAGAGCUCUGCCUCAGAGGAGAUGGAAUCAAAACUAGAGAGUAAAUGUGAACCUCAAAAAACAUCUGAAAGUGAUGAUGUAGAGAAACAAGAGAAACAGUCAAAGAACGAGACAAUGAAACCAAAAAUGAGGAGGCAUCACACCUCAAAGUCUGACGAACCUGAUGUUCAGGAGUCAGCUUUCUUAAAGAAGAUCAUUGCCUACCAGAGGAAACUGCUGAACUACUUCGCCAGAAACUUUUACAACAUGAGGAUGUUGGCUCUGUUUGUUGCCUUUGCAAUAAACUUUAUCCUUCUGUUCUAUAAGGUUUCUACAUCCUCAUCAGUGACUGAGGAGAGGGAAGUUGCGCACACCAGCCAUUCAGAGAGCAGCAUUCAGUGGGAUCCACUAGGUGGAGCAACUGUGGAUGCAAAGGAAGAGGUGAUGGAUCAGACCAGCAUGCCCCAGAAGCCUGUCACCGUUCGUUUUGUCCUGGAAGAGAGCAGUGGCUACAUGGAGCCCAUGUUACGGAUCCUUGCUGUCCUGCACACGGUCAUCUCCUUCUUCUGCAUCAUUGGAUACUAUUGUCUUAAGGUGCCACUGGUGAUCUUUAAGCGUGAAAAGGAGGUCGCUAGGAAGCUGGAAUUUGAUGGCCUUUAUAUAACAGAGCAACCAUCAGAAGAUGACAUCAAAGGACAGUGGGACAGACUGGUAAUCAACACACAAUCUUUCCCCAAUAACUACUGGGAUAAAUUUGUGAAGAGAAAGGUGAUGGAUAAAUAUGGGGAGUUUUAUGGCCAUGACCGAAUCAGUGAGCUGCUGGGACUGGACAAAGCUGCUCUGGACUUCAGCGAUGCUCACAAAAAGAGAAAACCCAGGAAAGACAGCUCGCUUGCUGCAGUGUUGAACUCUGUUGACGUCAAGUACCAGAUCUGGAAGCUGGGGGUUGUGUUCACAGACAAUUCCUUCCUGUAUCUGGCCUGGUAUAUGACCAUGUCCAUUCUGGGUCACUAUAACAACUUCUUCUUUGCUGCCCAUCUACUGGACAUUGCCAUGGGUUUUAAGACACUGCGUACCAUUCUCUCCUCAGUCACACACAAUGGCAAACAGCUAGUGUUAACUGUUGGCCUAUUAGCAGUGGUGGUGUACCUCUACACAGUAGUGGCCUUCAACUUUUUCAGGAAGUUCUACAACAAGAGUGAAGAUGGAGAACUGCCAGAUAUGAAGUGUGAUGACAUGCUGACAUGUUACAUGUUCCACAUGUAUGUGGGAGUGCGAGCAGGUGGAGGAAUUGGUGACCAGAUUGAGGAUCCAGCUGGUGAUGAGUAUGAGAUCUACCGGAUCAUCUUCGACAUCACUUUCUUCUUCUUUGUCAUUGUAAUCCUCCUGGCUAUCAUCCAGGGGUUAAUCAUUGAUGCCUUUGGAGAGCUGAGGGAUCAGCAGGAACAAGUGAAAGAAGACAUGGAGACCAAAUGUUUUAUCUGUGGAAUAGGUAAUGACUACUUUGACACCGUGCCACACGGCUUUGAAACGCACACUCUACAGGAGCACAACUUAGCCAACUACCUAUUCUUUCUGAUGUAUCUCAUCAACAAAGAUGAAACAGAGCACACAGGCCAGGAGUCUUACGUAUGGAAAAUGUACCAGGAACGUUGUUGGGAGUUUUUCCCUGGUGACUGUUUCCGGAAACAGUAUGAGGAUCAGCUCAACUGA
Molecule: messenger RNA, 14908 nt
Organism: Oreochromis aureus
Lineage: Eukaryota; Metazoa; Chordata; Actinopteri; Cichliformes; Cichlidae
Gene: ryr2a
Product: ryanodine receptor 2a (cardiac)
Biological process (GO): calcium ion transmembrane transport; intracellular calcium ion homeostasis
Cellular component (GO): smooth endoplasmic reticulum; calcium channel complex; sarcoplasmic reticulum membrane
Molecular function (GO): ryanodine-sensitive calcium-release channel activity; protein binding; calcium ion binding
Source: RefSeq, a predicted model, not a curated record